UUAGCUAAAAAAAUGAUUGAUAGCAUUCCAAAAAUACAUAAUUAUGCACCAGUAUAUGCCUUGUGGGGCUACAUUAUAUUAAAUCAACAUACAUAUAUAACUAUAGUAUAAAAAAAAAAACUUUAUAGUUUUACAAUAAUGCUUCAUCAUUUGAGGAUGUGAUUUUCAGAGAAAAAGAGCUAUUUUAGAUAGGUAUUAGCAGUAGUUUAUUUCUGGUCUUUGGUCACUUUGCAGGUAAAGUUGAAGAAUGUUUAUCUGCUCACAAUGUGUUUGCUAAAAUGACUCACUGAGAUUUUUGCUUUAUUUGCAUGCUCUGUCUUGGUUUCUUGGUUCUUGAAAGUGAUUUUUAAGUAAAUUUUUCUUGGUUUUUUUUAAUAAGUUUUAAGAAUUCAUAAGUUGGUUUGAAAAAAGAUGAAAUCUUUGAGUAGUGUAGGGCUUGGUUUAAGCAUAGUUUUUGGGUGCUUAUUAUUAGCUUUAAUGGCUGAGCUUUACUACUUAUUAUGGUGGAAAAAGAGACUCACAAACAGAGAGAUUAUUGAAGAUGAUUGGAGCAGUCCAGCAAGAGAGUUUCUUUACAUGUUUUGUCUAAAAAAACCAAGACAUUCUCAAGAAUUUUGUUCAUCAGUAAGAAUAACAGACACUCUUGUGAACCAUGAUGAUCUUGAUAACAAAGAUUUUAUGUUCAAACCUUUUGAUGAACAUGAUCAUCAAGAUCAUGAUGAUCAUACUGUGGAGGAAGAGUUAAUGAGAUUGAAUAGCUUAGCUGGUCCACCAAGGUUUUUGUUCACAAUUAUUGAAGAAACUAAGGAGGAUUUAGAGUCUGAAGAUGGUGAUAAAUUGGUUGUGAAUGUAGAAGAAACUCCAUAUCUAACACCAUUUGCUUCACCACCUUUUUUUACUCCACCACUUACUCCUAUGGACAGUCAUUACAGUACUCAGAUUAGUAGGUUUAACUAUCUUUUUGAAUCAGCUGCAGACUCUGAGUUUAACAAGAGAAUCAGAUCAUCACCUUCCUCUUCGUCGCCGCCUCCGAAAUUCAAGUUUUUGCAGGAUGCAGAGGAGAAGCUUCAGAAGAGGAAACUUAUGGAAGAGCAGAAUCAAGAUUGUAAUUCAAGAACUGGUUUUGGUAAAGAUGAAGAAGAUGGGCCUUUUAUUACCAUCAUUGUUGAUAGAAACAAAGAAAAAGAUUUGGUUAUGCAUAAUCAAGUUCCACAGUUUCAUUCAAGCACUGGCUCUCAGGUACUUCCUCUAGCUUGUUCACCAUCAGAAGCCAGAAAAAAAGUUCCAUUUUCAGUUAAUUUACCUAAUGGUUGAUUAGUUGUGGUUAACGAUGGUUAAAUGCUGAUUAGUUUUGGUUUUAGGAUUUUUUUUGAGUUAUUUGCAUAUUAAUUCUCAACGUUUCACGUUUGUAGCGACUUAAUCUCAUUCUUUAAAACUCUACAUCGCACGUUCCAAUCUUUUAGCCGUGCCGUUUAUGCACACGUGAAAGUGCGAAAGGCCGGGAUGACCGAUGCGACGUUUGAAAAAAUGAGAUUAAAUCGCUACAAACCUGAAAUGUUUAAAAUUUGAUAUGUGAAUAACAUUUUUUCUUUGUAUUUGUGCUGUUGUGGCAUUAGAAUUUGUUGAAAGGUGUGAGGCAAGUGGAAGUGGUGGGCUGAGUGGGGUUAGUUGUUUUUAUUAAAAACUCCAUGUCUACUUGAGCUGUCUUGUACAGGUAAUCAUUCUGCUGUUGCCUGGUUCUGUCUGCAAAACAAGCACUGUAAAAAAACAAUGGAGAAAAUUGAAUAGAAGAAACUGUUUGAGGACCAAA
Molecule: messenger RNA, 1810 nt
Organism: Mercurialis annua (annual mercury)
Lineage: Eukaryota; Viridiplantae; Streptophyta; Magnoliopsida; Malpighiales; Euphorbiaceae
Exons: 1
Coding region: 412-1314 (300 amino acids)
Source: RefSeq, a predicted model, not a curated record